Molecule: messenger RNA, 879 nt
Organism: Aspergillus affinis
Lineage: Eukaryota; Fungi; Ascomycota; Eurotiomycetes; Eurotiales; Aspergillaceae
Exons: 4
Coding region: 1-879 (292 amino acids)
Biological process (GO): mitochondrial citrate transmembrane transport
Source: RefSeq, a predicted model, not a curated record
AUGUUAACGAACAAUAAAUCCCAGCAACACACUCCGCAGUGGGUCUCUUUAGUGGCAGGAGGUGUGGCAGGGGGCGUGGAAGCAGCAGUGACGUAUCCCUUCGAAUAUUCCAAGACCCGCGUCCAGCUUCUACAACAAGGCACGGCGGUUGCUCCGUCGAAUCCCUUACGACUCAUCCUCCAGGUCGCUCGACAGGAUGGGAUAGGAGCGCUCUAUAUCGGAUGCUCCACGCUUAUCAUUGGAACAACCGCCAAGGCAGCAGUGCGCUUCUUAUCAUACGACACCAUUCGUAAUUCCUUGGCUGAUGAUCGAGGCACGUUGUCUGCCGGACGGGGCAUCCUGGCCGGAAUGGUCGCUGGGGCCGUAGAGAGCGUACUGGCGGUCACACCAACAGAAAGAGUCAAAACCGCAUUAAUCGAUGAUGCCAAAGGUGCUCGACGGUUCAGGUCCAGCAGGCACGCAGUGGCCGUGUUGAUCCAAGACCACGGCCCCCGCGAGCUGUAUCGUGGCCUCGUGUCUACCACCAUCAAGCAAUCCGCGACGUCUGCAGUACGGAUGGGGUCAUAUAAUAUCCUCAAGGAAGUUACCAAAUCCCAAGGGAUUGUGCCGAGCGUGUUCACAAACUUUAGCAUGGGGGCACUGGCAGGGGUCGUGACAGUCUAUGCCACUCAACCAUUUGACACGAUCAAGACUCGAGCCCAGGGAGUUCAGGGAGCGAGCAUUGCAGAGGCCGCCCGGAGUGUAGUUCGAGACUAUGGAGUCCAAGGCUUCUGGAAAGGCAGCACCAUGCGAUUAGGGCGGCUGCUGUUGAGUGGCGGCAUUGUAUUCUCAGUAUAUGAGGAGAUGGCUGCUCUAAUUUUGCCUCAAAUGGCCAAGUAG